UUCACAGGACAUCCACACACUUGACCACAUAGCCUACUGAGAACACUAGACCUGAUCUACCCGCCUUUGGUAUGGACCUGAGGAUCCUGUUUGUAGCGUCAGCUCUCCUCCUGGGGGCCACACUCACCAUCUCACUGGCAGACCGCACCGCACAGUGCAAAGUCAAAUGGUUGUUUGGCAUCUCGUGCCAAGAUGUGUAUGGGAAGCUGGUGAGCCAGAUCAAGGCCUGGCAGAUCCGGCAAAGCUGUUUAUAUGCAGGAGAGCGGUGCUCGUAUGAGCUUGUGUCGACAGCCCCGUACCUGAUCACAGCCACCCACACUUCUCCAGCAACCAAAAGAGUGAACAACCUACAGUUUCUUCUGGAGCAGUCCACCGUUUGCAAAGUGACUGGCGAGGCAGUGUCUGAGUUUUCCAAAGAUCCAGCUGAUAACAGCACAAACUACUGUAGCCUUCAGAACCUGAUGGACGGAAGUGACCUGAUCAAUGCUGAAGGAUACAAACAGUUCAGCAACAAGUGGAUCUGUUCUGGGUUCGAUACUGCCAACUGCACCUUAUCUUAAGUCGCUUCAUGUGUUAAAUGAUUGUAAGACUUCAGAGAAAAUUGGUUAUUAACAGUGUAU
Molecule: messenger RNA, 620 nt
Organism: Micropterus dolomieu (smallmouth bass)
Lineage: Eukaryota; Metazoa; Chordata; Actinopteri; Centrarchiformes; Centrarchidae
Exons: 5
Coding region: 72-560 (162 amino acids)
Source: RefSeq, a predicted model, not a curated record